Molecule: messenger RNA, 561 nt
Organism: Microthlaspi erraticum
Lineage: Eukaryota; Viridiplantae; Streptophyta; Magnoliopsida; Brassicales; Brassicaceae
Source: the annotation of a GenBank genome assembly
AUGGCACAUCAAAUCCCCAAACAAAUAUUCAAAACCCUAUUGUCCUUCUUUCUAUUCGUUUUAGUCCUCUCUGAUACCGUCUCAUCGACCCGAAUCAACCUGAAAAAACCAUGCAAACAUUUCGUCCUCCAUAUCCACAACGUUGCCUACGAUGCUGAUAACGCAGCUAAUGCCACGUCUUCAACAGUCGUAAACCCUUUAGGACUAGGGACCUUCGACUUCGGAAAGAUUGUUAUCUUUAAUAACCCUGUCACAAUGGACGAGAACUUCCUUUCAGAACCAGUGGCUCAUGCCCAAGGCUUCUUCUUUUACAACCAGAAGACAACUUACAACACGUGGGUCGCUUGCACAUUGGUGUUCAACUCCACGCAACACAAAGGAACGUUCACCAUAAUGGAUGCGAAUGCAAUGACGCAGCCGACAAGAGACCUAGCGAUCAUUGGUGGGACUGGUGACUUCAUCAUGACUCGUGGGGUUUGUACGUUCUCGACUGAUCUCAUUCAAGGCCAAAAGUAUUUCCGUCUCAAAAUGGAUAUUAAACUCUACGAAUGUUAUAACUAA